Molecule: messenger RNA, 2208 nt
Organism: Fonsecaea erecta
Lineage: Eukaryota; Fungi; Ascomycota; Eurotiomycetes; Chaetothyriales; Herpotrichiellaceae
Product: transketolase
Exons: 4
Coding region: 1-2208 (735 amino acids)
Biological process (GO): pentose-phosphate shunt
Cellular component (GO): cytosol
Molecular function (GO): transketolase activity
Source: RefSeq, a predicted model, not a curated record
AUGAGCCCUAUUGCUGUUCCCGUCGAGGGACAGUCAAUGCAACUCCCCGACGCCGACUACAAGCUGGCCAACAGUGUGAAAAAGGGCCAGACAACAUCAACAACGAAUGCCUCAACUCAGCUGAGCCCCGAAGAAGAACUGGUGUUGAAGAGCUUCAGAGUGCUCAUCGCCGACCUAUGCCAGCAAUUCAAAGGCGGGCAUCCAGGAGGCGCGAUGGGAAUGGCUGCCAUUGGUGUUGCGUUGUGGAAAUACGUGAUGCACUACGCGCCGCACAGUCCAGAUUGGAUCAACCGCGAUCGGUUUGUGCUGUCCAACGGCCAUACCUGCUUGUUUCAAUACUGCUUUUUGCAUCUGACCGGCUACAAGGCCAUGACGCUGGAACAGCUGAAGUCAUAUCAUUCGGAUCGGACCGACUCGCUGUGCCCCGGCCACCCGGAGAUCGAGCACGAGGGGAUCGAGGUCACCACGGGUCCACUUGGUCAGGGCAUCGCCAAUGCGGUGGGAAUGGCCAUGGCUUCCAAGCAUCUCGCGGCCAAGUUCAACCGACCAGGCUUCGACAUCGUGUCCGACCAUGUCUGGUGUAUGGUCGGUGAUGCCUGCCUCCAAGAAGGGGUCGGGCUCGAGGCCAUCUCCUUUGCCGGGCACAUGCGUCUGGGUAACCUUACCGUGAUAUACGACAACAACCAGAUCACCUGCGACGGCCCGGUCAGUCUGACCAACACCGAGGACAUCAAUGCCAAAAUGAGGGCUUGUGGCUGGAAUGUGAUCGAGAUCGCAGACGGGUGCUGGGAUGUUCGGGGCAUCGUCAAGGCUCUGGAGGCUUCUCGUGUCUCAGACCGCCCAACGUUCGUGAAUUGCCACACUGUCAUCGGCGUCGACACGGCCGUUGCUGGGGACGCCGUGGCGCACGGAGCAGCGCUGGGAGUGGACACGGUUAUGGCCCUCAAAAGACUCUACGGGUUCGAUCCAGAACAGCGAUAUGUCAUCCCCGACACGGUUCGCGAGUUCUUCAGUGGGCUCCCCUCCCGAGGACAGUCUCUGGUGACCGAGUGGAAUCACAUGCUCCAGGAGUACAGCCAAGUUUACCCUGACCUGGCCGAAGAAUAUGCAACACGCAUCAGUGGUCACUUACCGGACAGCUGGGAGUCUCUGAUUCCGCAUCCCCUCCCCUCAAAGCCGACGGCAACCCGCGCCGCGUCAGGAUUGGUCUUCAACCCGCUCGCUGAAAGACUUGACCGGUUCAUGGUUGGGACUGCCGACCUGUCUCCGUCGGUGUACAUGAGCUGGAAGACCAAGGAAGAUUUCGAGCCCCCUUCUCUGGGGACGGGAAGUUAUUCUGGGCGGUUCAUCCACUAUGGUGUCAGGGAACAUGCCAUGGCGGCCAUUUCGAAUGGGUUGGCAGCCUAUCAUCCUGGGAUGUUCAUUCCGGUUACAUCAAGCUUCUUCAUGUUCUACCUAUACGCAGCUCCGGCCGUCCGAAUGGGCGCGCUGCAGCACCUGCAAGUCAUCCACGCCGCGACGCACGAUUCGAUUGGCAUGGGCGAAGAUGGGCCGACGCACCAACCCAUCGAGCUUGCCGCGCUGUACCGCGCCAUGCCGAACUUGCUGUACAUCCGACCGGGAGACAGUGAGGAGACCGCAGGUGCCUGGAUCGAGGCCAUCAAAGCCAGACACAUGUCGUCCAUCAUCUCCACGUCCCGCCACGCGCUCCCACAGCUGACCGGCCUGACCAAACGCACCGAAGUGGCCAAGGGCGCGUACGUCCUCGAAGAAGUCGUCUCAGGAACCGCCGAUCUGACGCUGAUCGGCGUCGGGGCCGAGCUCAACCUCGCCGUCCGCGUGGCGGCCGAGCUGCGCAGCUCCUCCCACGGUCUGAAAGUGCGGACGGUGUCAUUCCCGUGCCAGCGCCUCUUCGACGCCCAGCCGCGCGCGUAUCAGCGCCACGUGCUCCAGCGCCAGAGCGGCGUGCCCGUCGUGGUGAUCGAGGCGUACGCGGCGAACGGGUGGGAGCGCUACGCCCACGCGGCCGUAUGCAUGAGCACGAAGCGCUUUGGCAAGUCGCUGCCCGGGCCGAAGGCGUACGAGUACUUUGGCUUCGACGUCCCCUCGAUGGUGGCCCGGAUCGCGGGAUAUCUGGACGAUUGGAAGGCGGAUCCGGACUUGAGGCAUGACUUUGUAGAAUUGACGUGUGCGAAAACGGAUGCAUAG